Molecule: messenger RNA, 357 nt
Organism: Paramuricea clavata
Lineage: Eukaryota; Metazoa; Cnidaria; Anthozoa; Malacalcyonacea; Plexauridae
Source: the annotation of a GenBank genome assembly
AUGACUGUAUUCUCGACAGUGAAAUACUACCGGGUUACAACAAAUUUUGCAAAGAUCGAACGAACAAGAUUUGGUGGUGGCGUUUUAGUCAGCAUUAAGUCAGACUUGCAAGCCUCGCACCGGACAGAUCUUGAAAGACCAAACUGCAAGCUUGUUGUUGUACAACUUAAACAAACGAACAGUAAACCAGUGACCCUAUACACCUUCUAUCGUCCACCUAAUGUUGCACCUGAUGCCUUGCACAAACUGAAUGAUUCACUCCAAAGUAAGUCAGAAAAUGAUGACAUUGUAGUUGUAGGAGACUUUAAUCUUCCGGGCAUGACAUGGUCUGAGGAUCACACAAUACCAAUGAACUGA